This is a messenger RNA of Arabidopsis lyrata subsp. lyrata, 1048 nucleotides long. RefSeq lists its product as uncharacterized. The record is from RefSeq and is a predicted model, not a curated record. Bases 24 to 1028 code for a protein of 334 amino acids. The transcript has 2 exons. Lineage: Eukaryota; Viridiplantae; Streptophyta; Magnoliopsida; Brassicales; Brassicaceae.
CUCAAUCAAGUCAAGCCGAUGCCAUGCAAUGGCGGACGAAUUUCAGCUUCUCACCUGCUGGAUAUACAAGAGAUGGCUUGGAACAGGAAAUGGGCGAUGAGAGUCCCGCUUUUGCAUUCUACUCAAGCAGCAGUAGACAAAGAAAAAGUUUGGAAUUCAGGUUUCAGGAAUCGCCAAGAUGGGCUUCAAACUCAUCUGCUUCUGGUGGGAAUGAACAGAAAACGUCCAUUGUUGAUAGUAUAUCAAGACCAACUAACUCAAAUACUCAAUGCAUAAACGAGGAGAACGGUUUUGAUAGAGACAGUACAGCCAUCUCAACGAGUUUCAGAUCUUUGCUGUCUCUUUCAGAGUCAUCUGCCCCAUGGGAGACUCCAAGUAACCAGUCUUCCAGCCUUACUCACUGCUCUUACCCUCGAGUCUUCUGCAACCCGGUUUCAGUUUGUGAGAAUCCUGAACCCAAUCAUACACAAGAAGAUUCGUCCACAAAUCCUGAUUCCAGUUUCAUAACGUCCACAAGAAACCACCAAGUAGAGGAAGAAGUAUCACCAAACUCGAACAGCAAUGACAUGUUGCUAGAUGUUGAAAGGCCCAAUGAUACAGAAGUCGAAAACCCGAGAUCUGAACCAGGUUCAAUGACACAGCAGAGAUGCGGGAUUUGCAAGAAGCUUUUAUCUCAGAAAUCUCCAUGGAGCUCAUACAAGAUACUGAGAUCAAGAGACAUGCCAGCCGCUGGUGUUUUCCCCUGCCAUCACGUCUACCAUGUUGAGUGUUUAGACAAAGUGACCCCAACAGCUCAAACCCGAGAUCCGUCUUGUCCUGUUUGCUCAAACACCAUUGGAACAAUGGAACAGCCACUGAUAGCACCUGAAACAUUGCAAAUGGCUCUAAGAUCUCUCAGAAGAAGCCGCACAACUUUGGAAUUAGAGACAGUAAGUAUCCCUUGCAAUAACAAUCAAAGAAGACAUAGAAGCCAGAAAUGGGAAAAACUCGGCUGCUGUUUGAAUAUAAGCUUCUCAUCUUCUUCCUAGAAUCCAACAUUACCCGAUUC